Messenger RNA from Helobdella robusta, 1161 nucleotides. RefSeq lists its product as hypothetical. Gene Ontology annotation, cellular component: cytosol. Lineage: Eukaryota; Metazoa; Annelida; Clitellata; Rhynchobdellida; Glossiphoniidae. The record is from RefSeq and is a predicted model, not a curated record. The annotation marks the transcript as partial. Gene Ontology annotation, biological process: inositol metabolic process; inositol phosphate biosynthetic process. Gene Ontology annotation, molecular function: 5-diphosphoinositol pentakisphosphate 1-kinase activity; inositol hexakisphosphate kinase activity; diphosphoinositol pentakisphosphate kinase activity. The transcript has 10 exons.
GGUGACUAUGGGCAGUCCCCGGGCUUAGGCCUCCUUAGACUUCAUAGCACCUUCAGGCACGACCUCAAAAUUUAUGCCUCAGAUGAGGGCAGAGUUCAAAUGACCGCUGCUGCCUUUGCCAAGGGUUUCCUGGCACUGGAGGGAGAGCUGACUCCCAUCCUAGUGCAAAUGGUCAAGAGUGCAAACAUGAAUGGACUAUUGGACAAUGAGAAUCAGUCCACUGAAUAUCACAAGGCAGUGAAAGAAAAACUGCAAUCUCUUUUGAAUGUUGACAGAGAGUUUAAUGAUGAAGAUUAUGAGACGUUUGUACCGACGAAGAGUGCCUCGGUCAUAAAGGCCAUGGCUUUUGUGGGCAACCCUAGACUGGCCUGCCUCAAGAUGCAUGCCAUGAUGGUCAGUCUGGUUGAAAGGGUUAACGAACUCAAAGAAGACCCAAAGGCAUCUGACAUGAAGCUAUACCAUGGGGAAUCGUGGGAGCUGAUGAACAGACGGUGGGGAAAGUUGGUGAAGGAUUUCAUCCUGGCCGACGGACAGUUUGACAUCAGUAAGGUUCCGGAUAUUUACGACUGCGUUAAAUACGACCUGCAGCACAAUUCCAAGGUAUUAAGAUUUACGGAUAUAGAGGCACUGCACACGUUAGCUAAGGCAAUGGCAGAUAUCGUUAUACCCCAGGAGUACGGAAUGACGGAAGACGAGAAGUUAGGGAUUGGUAGGUGCAUAUGUACCCCGCUACUAAGGAAGAUCCUGGCAGACUUCCAGAGAAACGAAGAUGGCGAUGAGCCCACUAGAUUGGAUUCCAGGUAUUCGGAGGGCGUGACGUCACCGCAGCGUCACGUCAAAACUCGCCUCUACUUCACCAGUGAGAGUCACAUCCACUCCCUGCUAACCAUGCUGAGAUACGGCGGACUCUGUGACUCAAAGGUGGAUGAGCAGUGGGCAAGAGCAAUGGACUACGUUGGUACAGUGUCCGAGCUGAACUAUCUGUCGCAAGUCGUCAUCAUGUUAUACGAGGAUCCAACUAAGACGUUAAAUUCCGACGAGCGUUUCCAUGUCGAGUUGCAUUUCAGUCCAGGGGCUUACUGCGUCGGUCAGAACAAGGAGUACCUCGGCGGCAGGGGGUACAGGCCCCAACAUGGGGAGAAAAAAAUGGUGAGUGACUGA